AUGUACGGCCGUCGCACGUGCAGUUCUUCCUCCUCAAGUUCUUCCUCUAGUGACGGUUCUUAUCGUUCCCCAGUUGGCUUCGGUGUUACUCCAAUUAUGCCUCUUCCAUAUGGAGCCCCUCCACCACCAGUUGGCGCCGGAGUUGGAUAUGCUCCACCGCCACCAAGACCUUACGGAGCCACAUAUGCACCCCCACCACCUAUGGGAAUCGGUGCUGGAGUGAAUCCUAGUGGAUAUGUCCAACAAGCCCCACCACUCCCAACCCAAGGAUACUCGGCGUACAACCAACAACCACCUCCACUUCCACAGCAACCCUAUCAAACUAACAUGUAUCCAAGCAACCCAGGAUACUCAAGCACACCAGGCUAUCCACAACAGCAGCCAUAUCAAAUUGGAACCGGAGCCACGCCAGCCGGUAUGUACCCACCACCACCAACAGGGCAAUAUCCUCCACCUCCACCCGGACAGUAUCCAGGAUAUCCAAGACCAUAUUGA
This is a messenger RNA of Caenorhabditis elegans, 495 nucleotides long. RefSeq names its product Annexin A7 (gene C16B8.3). NCBI's taxonomy places the organism in Eukaryota, Metazoa, Nematoda, Chromadorea, Rhabditida, Rhabditidae. The coding region runs from base 1 to 495 and encodes 164 amino acids. The transcript has a single exon. The record is from RefSeq and is marked reviewed.